UAAAGUUUAAUUUUCCAACAACUGAUGAAUGGAUACUCUCUAUUGCAGCAAUUUUAACUAAUCCAAAAACAUUUUAUUAAGACAGUCUAGUGGUUUGUUGGGCUCUAUAACUGGUUUUAUAGCCACUCUAUGAAAUUAGCAUCCUUUAACCAUUUCGUUUCACUUCCACUUCUCACCUCACAACUUUCCUUCCCUUGUCCUUUCAUUCUUGAUUCUAUAGACAGUGCAUUUCCACUUGCCUUCUCCACUUGUUGAGAGAAAAACAUUGGCCUGGCGCUAGCUUCUGGCUCCAUAUGUCUGUCGUCUUCCAUUGUGUUGAGAUAUACCUUAACCCCCACCACUGCAGCUAAAUUCCUUGUUUCCGUUUUCGUUCUUCAUUCAAUUCAGACUUUACAAUAAAUUUGUGUUGAUUUUCUAGUGUAUUUAUGUUGUAAAUUUAUUUAUUUUAGUCUAUUUUUUGUUAGUUUUAUUAAAUCUGUGACGUUGUGGCUUGCCUGUUACUGUAUUCUUAGUUAAGAGAUAACAGUGUUUGUAAAUAAAAUCUGGACUUCUAGUUCUCCGUCCGAAGACAAACUGAGAUUCCAAGAAUUGUGUACUAUAGCUCAUAUUUUGUUAUUUUUAUGAUUUAACUAACAGUUUACUAUGUAUAAGUGCAAAAUCUUUCAAAAUAAAAGGCCUAUUUCUGUCUUCAAUGAUUACAGAUGCCGUGUUUGAUCUCAACUUGUUAAUUGAAAGAAUUUCUUAUUUGUGAGGACAGUAAUACAAUUCAAAAAUGGAUGGGGUUGAAACCGACUCUUCCAGUUCUGGUGGAAACAAUCUUUUUUCUUUCAACAGUCUUUUCACUUUUACUAGUCCAGCUGUCAAGAAACUGCUAGGCUGGAAACAAGGUGAUGAGGAAGAAAAAUGGGCUGAAAAGGCAGUCGACAUUCUUGUAAAAAAGCUGAAGAAGCAGAAAGGCGCAAUUGAAGAGCUAGAAAAGGCGUUGAGUUGCCCCGGUCAGCCCAGCAAAUGUGUUACAAUACCGAGGAGCCUCGAUGGACGUCUUCAGGUUUCCCAUCGGAAAGGUCUUCCACAUGUGAUCUACUGCAGGGUUUGGCGUUGGCCUGACCUGCAGUCGCAUCACGAGCUGAAGCCGUUGGACAUGUGUCAGUAUCCGUUCUCAGCCAAACAGAAGGAAGUCUGCAUCAAUCCAUACCAUUACAAGCGUGUUGAAACUCCUGUGCUGCCACCAGUGCUUGUUCCGAGACACAGCGAGUUCGCUCCCGGGCACUCGAUGUUGGCCUUCCAGCAGAUGCCCGAGCCAAGCAUGCCGCACAACGUGUCCUACUCGACGAGUGGAUUCGCCAACCCGGCCUCGCCCAUCUCCAGCAUCCCCAGUCCGGGCAGCAGUCGCGCCUCCAACGCCAAUGCACAGAGUCCUCCCUACUCGGGCAGCGGGUUGUCAGAAACUCCGCCACCUGCCUAUAGUCCACCAGACGAGAAGUCACCCUUGGAAAAUAUGGCAAUGGACACCGGAGAAGUUGCUCAAGUUUCAUAUCAGGAACCUCUGUAUUGGGCCAGCAUCGCGUACUACGAGUUGAAUUGUCGAGUGGGUGAAAUAUACAAUUGCCAGAACCAUUCUGUUAUUGUUGAUGGAUUCACGAACCCGAGUAACAAUCAGAAUCGCUUCUGUCUUGGCCAGAUCUCCAAUGUGAAUCGUAACUCCACUAUAGAAAACACUAGACGACACAUAGGCAAAGGUGUGCAUUUAUACUACGUUGGUGGCGAAGUGUACGCAGAAUGUCUGUCAGAUUCGGCUGUAUUCGUGCAAUCGAGAAACUGCAAUCACCACCAUGGCUUUCAUCAGAGCACCGUCUGCAAGAUACCCUCAGGCUGCGCCUUAAAAAUAUUCAACAAUCAAGAGUUCGCUCAACUGCUCUCACAGAGCGUUAUCAAUGGAUUCGAAGCUGUCUAUGAGCUGACAAAGAUGUGCACUAUCAGGAUGUCGUUUGUGAAAGGCUGGGGUGCAGAAUAUCACAGACAAGAUGUGAGCAGCACACCAUGUUGGAUUGAGAUCCACUUACACGGACCUUUACAAUGGCUUGAUAAAGUGCUUACUCAGAUGGGAUCGCCACAUAACGCUAUUUCCUCUGUUACAUAAGCUCAAAUCAUUCUGGGCUAUUUUCCAGGCCAGACAAUGUUAUUAGGAUACGAGAUAAUACUGAAGAAGCUGAGAAGGAUUGAUGGAAAUAUUAUUAAUUUUGUUUUAAGAAGAAUGACUAUUCAAUAUUGAACUCUUAUUAAUUACUCUAGUUUUAAAUUAUUAUUAUCAAUUCGCUGUGUUGAAAUUUAGUUUUAUAAGACGGAGUAAAACAUCUUGACAAUUUUAUAAGUAAGUUAUUUCAAGUGCUAUGUAAAAUAAAGCCUGUGAAUUUUGACAUUA
This is a messenger RNA of Nilaparvata lugens (brown planthopper), 2422 nucleotides long. RefSeq names its product protein mothers against dpp. The record is from RefSeq and is a predicted model, not a curated record. Gene Ontology annotation, molecular function: I-SMAD binding; RNA polymerase II cis-regulatory region sequence-specific DNA binding; DNA-binding transcription factor activity, RNA polymerase II-specific. Gene Ontology annotation, biological process: BMP signaling pathway; anatomical structure morphogenesis; SMAD protein signal transduction. NCBI's taxonomy places the organism in Eukaryota, Metazoa, Arthropoda, Insecta, Hemiptera, Delphacidae. The coding region runs from base 773 to 2140 and encodes 455 amino acids. The transcript is spliced from 9 exons. Gene Ontology annotation, cellular component: heteromeric SMAD protein complex.